UAUUGUGAAAGGGACGAGAGGCCGUCACAAUGCUUAGUCAUGGUGAGUUACAGCUUGUCCCCCUCCCUCCUCUGAGGCGCACAGCUCGACAGUCGGCAGGCGGUAAUGGAGGAUUCGAGGCAGACUGCUUGACAGCUGAGCCACUGGCUUCCAAGUAAACACAGCAGUGCAAACGAAUUCCUGAGCCUGGAAACUUCAAGGAAGACGUCUCUGAAGAAAGCCACCAAACAUUCCCCUCUUUCCACUGCGAGCGCUGAUAUAAUAGUUACCUCUUUAAAAUGAAGAUGUAAAUCAGCCUUCAUAUUUUUUCUAAAGAGUAAUCAAUAUGCAGGAUAGACUCGCCCCAGUGGUGAAUCUCACACAUUAAUUCACAUUCAUCUUCAGAUAUGUUAAUUUUUUUACUUGAAGGAUAUCUGAGCAAUUAAACCGAAAAAUAGGCGACUAAAACCCCCCAAAAUAUGUUUCACUAAGAUACACAUACUGAAUAUAGACUGGUUUUAUUGUGAGGGUUGAUUGGCAAGUUUCUGUCCCCAUCCCCAUGAGCUUAAAGGAAAUCACUAAAAGAGAUUCCUUUCAUUCUUCUUCUACUUGUUCAGUUAUCACUGUCACAAAAAUAUUCAGUGCCGCCAGUAACGUCAGACAAAACCCAGCGGAAUUUUGAACUCCGACGUUAUGGUGAUGUUGGGACAACAACGUGUUACAGUGCACUCAGCCUUGACUGGCAGCUCACAUAGGAGACUAGUUAUGCCAUAAUGAGGACUAUGGCUGAACAGAUCAACUGAACCCUCAUGUCUAAAUCAAUCUGAUUUAAAGGUGAACUCUUCCACACAGAAAAAAUCAGGCGAACCCAGGAGAGCCUUUCUUUUAAUUUACCCAUGCCUGCGUGUGGUGCAAGGAUGCCCCAUAACUGUGUCUGCUGUUCCUGAGAGAGACCGAGGAGGAGGAGAAAGGGUAGGAAAUGACAGAGUGCCUGACAGAAUGCAAAGCGCUGGUGACUCCGUCCACGCGCAACGGCCACCGCGUCUUCAGCUACACGCUAGAGAGCCACACGGCGGCCGCCUUCGCCAUCAUGAACGAGCUGCGUCUGGAGCGACAGCUGUGCGACGUCACGCUGCGUGUGCGCUACAAAGAUCUGGAGGCCGUUGACUUCGAGGCUCACAAGGUGGUGCUGUCCUCCUCGUCUCCGGUCUUCAGGGCCAUGUUCACCAACGGCCUGAAGGAGUGCGGUAUGGAGUUGGUACCAAUAGAAGGGAUUCACCCAAGGGUUAUGGACAGACUGAUAGAGUUUGCCUACACAGCCAGCAUCUCUGUGGGAGAGAAGUGUGUGAUCCACGUGAUGAAUGGAGCCGUCAUGUACCAGAUCGACAGCGUGGUCAAGGCCUGUUGCGACUUCUUGGUCCAGCAGCUCGACCCCAGCAACGCCAUCGGCAUCGCCAGCUUUGCUGAACAGAUUGGCUGCACAGAGCUUUACCAGAAGGCCAGAGAGUACAUCUACAUGAACUUCAGCCAGGUGGCGACCCAGGAGGAGUUCUUCAAUUUGUCUCACUGUCAGCUGGUCACCCUCAUCAGCCGUGAUGAGCUGAACGUGCGCUGCGAGUCUGAAGUCUUCCAGGCAUGUGUAGCCUGGGUGCGCUACGACCGGGAGAACCGGCGACCAUAUGUCCAGGCCUUACUCCAGGCUGUCCGCUGCCAUUCCCUCACCCCCAACUUCCUGCAGGCCCAGCUCCAGUCUCUGGAUUGGGACCCCCAGUGUAAAGACUACCUGGCCCAGAUCUUCCAGGACCUCACCCUCCACAAGCCCACCAAAGUCAUUUCUUGCAGAACUCCCAAGGUGCCGCAGCUCAUCUACACAGCUGGAGGCUAUUUCCGUCAGUCUCUCAGCUACCUGGAGGCCUACAAUCCCUGUACAGGAAGCUGGCUGAGGCUCGCUGACCUGCAGGUGCCCCGAAGUGGCCUGGCCGCCUGUGUGAUCAGUGGGCUUUUCUACGCUGUGGGUGGAAGAAACAACGCGCCUGAUGGCAACAUGGACUCAAAUGCAUUGGACUGCUACAAUCCCAUGAACAACUGCUGGCUGCCAUGUGCACCGAUGAGCGUGCCGAGGAACCGAAUCGGAGUUGGUGUCAUCGAUGGCAUGAUAUAUGCAGUUGGUGGAUCACAUGGGUGCAUUCAUCAUAAUAGUGUUGAAAGGUAUGAUCCAGAAAGGGACCAGUGGCAGCUGGUAGCCCCCAUGUUGACGAGGCGUAUCGGUGUGGGUGUAGCCGUCAUCAACCGGCUACUUUACGCUGUGGGGGGGUUCGACGGGAUCAGCCGGCUCAGCUCCUGUGAGUGCUACAACCCAGAGCUGGACGAGUGGAAAACCAUGGCUGCCAUGAACACUGUGCGCUCUGGGGCUGGUGUCUGUUCAAUGGGGAAUCAAAUUUCUGUGAUGGGCGGCUACGAUGGCACCAACCAGCUUAACACAGUGGAGCAAUAUGAUGUGGAAACUGACACAUGGAGCUUUGCUGCCUCCAUGAGGCACCGGCGAAGUGCUCUGGGAGUCACCGCUUUACAUGGACACAUCUAUGUUAUGGGAGGUUACGACGGCAACACUUUCCUGGACAGCGUGGAGUGUUACGACCCAGAGAAUGACACGUGGUCAGAGGUGACGCACAUGACGUCAGGGCGGAGUGGUGUGGGCGUGGCCAUUACCAUGGAGCCGUGCCAGAAAGAAGUGCCGUCAUGUCUGGGGUCUGAGAGGGAGAACGGUGCUGCUUCACCUACCUAUCAGUCAGCCAACUCCAGUUUUGGUGUUCACCACAGUCAGCGGCACAACGGGCCGUUCGGCAAAGGCACUGAAGCUCAUCGCUAGGCCCUGUCACACAUGCACAUUUACAAACAAGCACCCUGAAACCUAACACUGUCUUCCCGAAUCAAAAUAAGGUUUCUCACAACUGAUUAGAGACAGAGGUGAGCUGAAACUUCUGAAUGCUACCUCACUGGUUGUAGAUAUCACACUUGACAACUUUUCAAAGUACAAUGUUGAUAAGGUGACAAAAAAAAGAAUGUCUGUUGAGUAUCUCCGUUGGACCGUCGGAACCAUGUCCGACUCCUGGUUUUUCAGACAAGUUUCCAAGAUGUGACGUUUGAUUCAUUUGUUUGUGGUCAAUUGUGUUUUCGCCAAAUCUGACUUGGACCUCAGUCAGUAUGCGUGUUAGUAUUUAGCUUUUGUAGACCUCAGUCGGACCAUCAUCUCCCAGGUUUGAGCCACGGGAGGAAAGGGCUGCAGACUACAAAGGGCAGUUAAUUGGCUCAUGAAGUCAUCAGGGGAAAGGUUGGUAAUGUUUAAUCAGAGGGGAGGAAAGAAAUUUAAAUGAUCCCAUUAGGUAAUAUAUAAGCAUUUGUCCGUCAGUAUGGGCAGUAGAGUUCAAAGUGCCAUUACAAUUCCUGUGGGCAAUACUGUCAUCAGUAUUUUGUCUAAAGGUGCUUGUGUUGGAAAGGCACAGUCACUGUGUGGUUUGUCGACAUAAACAGUCACAAAAUUGCACUUAUACCAGACACAAGGCCUCAUGCAAGAGCUUUUUUGAUAUUUUAGUUUACUUCAAGUUUUAUCAAACUCUUCACUGCACAACUUUUCAUAAUUAUUUAAUUUAAACCUGAUUCAUGCCACCUCUUCAUGAGGAGGAACAGAUUUGUGAGGAAACUUCUUCUGCCUUUCCGAAGCGAUUAGUAAUCGCUGCAAAAUAUGGCAGUAAAAUCUGGGUUUUUCUGGGAAACGGUGAAAAUGAUGAAAAACGCCCCAUCUUGCAAUGUUAAAGAGUGAAAUUCCUGAAUCGGCCCCAAAAUGUUUGUGUAUUCUUGCUUACAUACAAACACAUAACUUCCUGUACCUGUACAUGCCAUUUAAGAACACAUCCAAUUGAUAAUAUUAGUGGUUCUUGCAUGAGGCCUCAAAUUUAAGUGUCCGGACAGGAGAAGCAGCACUUUACAGUAACUGCAUAGGAACCAACAUGCCCUCUGAUUAAAAGCCACUGGUAGGUUUGUAAAAUGUGAAAAUAUUUUGGGGAAAAAUGUUAGAAAAAUAUUGAGGGAAUUAUCUUUGUUUGGUGUAAUUGGUUUGUGGCGUGCCAAGAAAAUGGAGAAAUGGGAUUUUGACUGUUUAGGGGAAACAAAAUAUUGUAGCAUCGAAAAAACUUGGAUUAAAUAAUCUAACUGAAUGUGUUUUCUAAAAACACUUAUUACCGACAGACUUGUUACCUGUCUCUACAGUCGACCCUUUGGUUUUCACAUCCACCAGACCUCAGAAACAGAAGUGACCAUGUUGGUGCAUUAGUGUUCAAUUAUUGUACGCUAAUGACAACAACUUACUUAAAGAAGUGUAUUUGUAACAGCAAUUUAAGCUGCAAAGGUUUUUAAGUGAUAUUUUGUACAUUGAUACUCUUAAGAAGUCUUGUACAGAAUUUGAGUUCACUUUUUUUAUUUAUUUGUUCCGAUUCUUUGGGUUUUCUCAUUCCUCUAAACUGACAUCAGCUUUGUAUUGAAUCGGACCCCGGUGUUGUGUUUUUUAAACAACUAGCAUGCAUUGUAACUGAGUAGGAAUGCCUGUCAAUGCUAAUUUUGAAUGUUUGUAAAAAAAAAUUGCUUCACUUUAAAAGGGAUUUUGUUUCCUGUUGGUCAGUAGUUGGAAUGGAAAUUAGAAUAUUUAAGGUCUGCUUUGUACAUUUCUUUUCCAGCAAAAUGUCCUGUACAUUGUAAAGUAAAAUAUGUUUAUUGCAA
This is a messenger RNA of Hippoglossus stenolepis (Pacific halibut), 4752 nucleotides long. It is a transcript of the gene keap1b, whose product is annotated as kelch-like ECH-associated protein 1b. The record is from RefSeq and is a predicted model, not a curated record. The transcript has 7 exons. Lineage: Eukaryota; Metazoa; Chordata; Actinopteri; Pleuronectiformes; Pleuronectidae. Gene Ontology annotation, molecular function: protein binding. The coding region runs from base 959 to 2848 and encodes 629 amino acids.